CAGUGGCAGCAGCUGAAGAACUGUCCAGAAGUUCCUGCCCAGCCUCUGCAGCCCCACACCAGCGCCUGACAAGACUCCCUCUUCCUCUGCCUUCCCUCCUGCUGUCCCCAGGGCCUGUGGGUCCCCCUACCCAGGGCCCCCACAGGCUGCCUGCGUGGCCAUGUGCCCCCCGCUCAGCAAGCAUUAUCAGCCGAACGACAUGCCUUCCCUGUGCGGGUACUGGCUGUACCAGCUCCAGCACAGCCCCUGCAUGCACCUCUGCUUCCACUGCCUCCGAGCUGCUUACCUGGGCCUCAGGGAGGCCCUGCUGGACUGGGAAGAGGAAGAGGGGGAUGAGUCCGAGUUGGAGUUGGAGUCAGACUCUGAGCAGGAGGCGGGCCCAGGGCUGGCCGCAUGGGGUGGCGCUGGGAGCCUGGCCCCCGAGGAGCUGAGCCAGCAGCUCAAGUGUGUGCCCACCGAGCUGGCCCCCCAGGAUGCGGUGCCCCUGGACUUGGGCCCGGAGGAGGCCACCGACUGGGCUCAGGAGCUGGCCUGGAGGCUGCAGGUGACUCCCACGUGCCUGCACUGGCCGAGCCUGCCUUCCCCAUGGCAAAGCUUCCCCACAGUGCCCAUCCCUCCAGAGGGGCACAUGGUGCUGCACCUGGGCUGCGCCUGGGCCCUGGAGCCGGCCCACAUCGAGGCCUGGCUGCUGAGCCUUCAGAUGGUCACCAUGAUGAGCCAGUUCAACAACGUCUACCUGCGCCACCUGGUGCCCCGCCAGGCCCUGCAGCUGCCAGGCCAGACCUGGAAAGUGCUGCUGGAGCCCCAGGAGAUGUGGGCCAUAACCCUGCAGUUCCCCCCCAAGGAGGCCGAGCUGGAGAUCUGGAAGCUGAGCAUCCUGAAGCCGGCCGCCUCGGGCCAGGGGGCAGAGCUGGUGCCCGCAGCCACCACCCUGCUGGAGCAGGGCCUCACCCUCCUCUCCCUUCUGCCCUUGGACCCCCCUGAGCCUGCGCAAGGCAGCUCGGGGGCUGGGCCGCUGCCCUGCACUCAAGGACAGGAGACCAGGGGCAGCGAGCCCAGAGUGCUUGGGGAGGACCUGGCUCUCAUGGCCGCCUUGGGCCUGGUUCCAGUCCCUAAGCCCGUGGCCCCAGAGCUGAGGGACAGAGGUCCAGGUGGCCCCGGGGCCCUGGCCGCGCAGGACAGGAUGCCAGGGGAGGACUGA
Molecule: messenger RNA, 1201 nt
Organism: Echinops telfairi (small Madagascar hedgehog)
Lineage: Eukaryota; Metazoa; Chordata; Mammalia; Afrosoricida; Tenrecidae
Gene: TEX19
Product: testis expressed 19
Exons: 1
Coding region: 161-1201 (346 amino acids)
Biological process (GO): placenta development; male gonad development; spermatogenesis
Cellular component (GO): nucleus; cytoplasm
Source: RefSeq, a predicted model, not a curated record